AUGAUUUAUACGAUCGAAAAUGUUUAUAUUCAACCAGUAAAUAAUCAUCAUAUAUUAUUUAAUACCAUAUCACCACAACAAUCUAUUAUUUAUCUACCAACUCCUAUAACAUCAUAUACAUAUACCCAACCAAUACAAACUCAAUAUAUAUAUUCCGUAAAACCGAUUAAUCAACAAACAACUGAAUUAAAAAAAAGUUCACAUGAUUUUUUACAAAAAGAAAGAAUAAAAUCUCCAAUAAAAAGGCCUAUAACACCAUUAACUGCUGAAGAACAAUUAGAUUUAAAUCUUUUACGUUAUGGUUACCGACGACAAUUCGUUAAUGGAGAUGGAAAUUGUUUUUUUACUGCUAUUGCUAGUCAAUUAAUAACAUUAUACAAUCAAGAUCGAUCUUUUCGUAUAGCUAUAAAACAACGUUUAAAUCUUCCGGAGAAUAUAUUUAAUAAUACUACACAAUUAGCACGUACAUUACGUAAAUUAGUUUGUUUAGAAUGGAAAAUAAAUGAUUCAAAAUAUAAACCAUAUAUAAAUGAUGUUAAUUAUUAUGAUGAAAUACGAAAAUUUCGUUCGGAUAAAUUUUAUUCAUCAAUUUUAGGUGAUAUAUUACCAUUAACAAUAAGUAAUUUAAUGGGAAUAAAUAUUAAAAUAAUAACGAAUCUUACUCAAUGUCCAUUAAUUGAUAUAUGUCCACAAGAUGAACCGAAACUAUCAAUGAAAUCUAUACCAAUAUUAACAUUAGCAUAUAAUCAAGAAAAUGAUGGACAUUAUGAUAUUGCUAUAGACAAAAGAGUCAAAGAUUAUUGA
This is a messenger RNA of Adineta steineri, 804 nucleotides long. Lineage: Eukaryota; Metazoa; Rotifera; Eurotatoria; Adinetida; Adinetidae. The record is from the annotation of a GenBank genome assembly.